Molecule: messenger RNA, 3362 nt
Organism: Carlito syrichta (Philippine tarsier)
Lineage: Eukaryota; Metazoa; Chordata; Mammalia; Primates; Tarsiidae
Gene: SMC2
Product: structural maintenance of chromosomes 2
Exons: 22
Coding region: 240-3362 (1040 amino acids)
Biological process (GO): chromosome organization
Cellular component (GO): chromosome
Molecular function (GO): ATP binding; ATP hydrolysis activity; protein binding
Source: RefSeq, a predicted model, not a curated record
GCGCCGAAAUUCAAAGGAAUAAAUAGUUCCGGCGCGGGUGUUGAGUGUGGUGGGCAGAUGUUGCAGCUGCUAUGGUGCAGUUCGUCUUGUAGCACCUGCUACGAGGGUGUUGCGUCUCUCCCCGUCUUUGUGACCGGAGGAGAUCUGGGGGCUCCUCGAGUCCCGGCCUGAGGCAGCGAACUGGUUUGUGGCCUGUUUGAUUCCUAGCAGAGGUUUACUGACCCAAGGUAGUAUUGAAAAUGCAUAUCAAGUCAAUUAUUCUUGAGGGAUUCAAGUCCUAUGCUCAGAGAACUGAAGUCAAUGGUUUUGACCCCCUCUUCAAUGCUAUCACUGGCUUAAAUGGUAGUGGAAAAUCCAACAUAUUGGACUCCAUCUGCUUUUUACUGGGCAUCUCCAACCUGUCUCAGGUGGUUAUUGGUGGCAGAAAUAAAUAUUUAAUCAAUGGAGUAAAUGCAAACAACACCAGAGUACAGGAUCUCUUCUGUUCUGUUGGCCUUAAUGUUAACAACCCUCACUUUCUCAUCAUGCAGGGCCGAAUUACAAAAGUAUUGAAUAUGAAACCUCCAGAGAUUUUAUCCAUGAUAGAAGAAGCAGCUGGAACCAAGAUGUAUGAAUACAAAAAAAUAGCUGCCCAGAAAACUAUAGAAAAAAAGGAGGCUAAGCUAAAAGAAAUUAAGACGAUACUUGAAGAAGAGAUUACACCAACCAUUCAAAAAUUAAAAGAGGAAAGAUCUUCCUACUUGGAGUAUCAAAAAGUAAUGAGAGAAAUAGAACAUUUGAGUCGUUUAUAUAUCGCUUAUCAGUUUUUGCUGGCUGAAGAUACCAAAGCACGCUCAGCUGAGGAGUUAAAAGAAAUGGAGGAUAAAAUUUUAAAGCUUCAAGAAGAAUUAUCUGAGAAUGAUAAAAAAAUAAAGGCACUUAAUCAUGAAAUAGAAGAAUUGGAAAAAAGAAAAGAUAAGGAAAUUGGUGGUAAACUUCGAUCUUUAGAAGAUGCUCUUGCAGAGGCUCAGCGAGUUAAUACUAAAUCUCAAAGUGCAUUUGAUCUCAAGAAGAAAAAUCUGGCAAGUGAAGAAAAUAAACGUAAAGAGCUGGAAAAAAAUAUGGUUGAGGACUCUAAAACUUUAGCAGCCAAGGAAAAAGAGGUUAAAAAGAUAACAGAUGGUCUGCAUGCCCUUCAAGAAGCAAGCAAGAAAGAUGCUGAAGCUUUGGCUGCUGCGCAGCAGCACUUCAAUGCUGUUUCCGCUGGCCUGUCCAGCAAUGAAGAUGGAGCAGAAGCAACUCUUGCUGGUCAAAUGAUGGCCUGUAAAAAUGAUAUAAGUAAAGCGCAGACAGAAGCUAAGCAGGCUCAGAUGAAGUUGAAACAUGCCCAACAGGAAUUAAAGAAUAAACAAGCUGAAGUUAAGAAAAUGGAUAGUGGAUACAGGAAGGAUCAAGAAGCUUUAGAAGUUGUAAAGAGACUUAAAGAAAAACUUGAAACCGAAAUGAAAAAGCUAAAUUAUGAAGAAAACAAGGAGGAAAGCCUUUUGGAAAAGCGCAGGCAGCUGUCUCGUGAUAUCAGUAGAUUGAAAGAAACAUAUGAAGCUCUCUUGGCCAGAUUUCCCAAUCUUCGAUUUGCAUACAAGGAUCCAGAGAAGAACUGGAAUAGAAAUUGUGUGAAAGGACUUGUAGCUUCUCUGAUCAGUGUAAAAGAUACUUCUGCAACCACAGCUUUAGAAUUGGUAGCUGGGGAACGACUCUAUAAUGUUGUAGUAGACACAGAGGUUACUGGUAAAAAACUACUAGAAAGGGGGGAAUUGAAGCGUCGGUACACUAUAAUUCCACUCAAUAAGAUUUCAGCCAAAUGUAUUGCUCCAGAAACUCUCAGCGUUGCUCAGAAACUUGUUGGCCCUAAUAAUGUUCAUGUGGCUCUUUCCCUGAUUGAAUAUAAACCAGAACUUCAGAAAGCAAUGGAAUUUGUCUUUGGAACAACGUUUGUUUGUGAUAAUAUGGAUAAUGCCAAAAAAGUGGCCUUUGAUAAAAGGAUAAUGACUAGAACUGUAACUCUGGGAGGUGAUGUAUUUGAUCCUCAUGGGACAUUGAGUGGAGGUGCUCGAUCCCAGGCAGCUUCUAUUUUAACCAAGUUUCAAGAACUCAAAGAUGUUCAGGAUGAACUGAGAAUCAAAGAGAACGAACUACGGGCUCUAGAGGAGGAAUUAGCAGGUCUUAAAAACACUGCUGAAAAGUAUCACCAACUAAAACAGCAGUGGGAGAUGAAAACUGAGGAGGCAGAUUUAUUACAAACUAAGCUCCAGCAAAGCUCAUAUCACAAGCAACAAGAAGAAUUAGAUGCCCUUAAAAAAACCAUUGAGGAAAGUGAGGAGACUUUAAAAAACACUAAAGAAAUUCAAAAAAAAGCAGAAGAAAAAUAUGAAGUAUUGGAGAAUAAAAUGAAAAAUGCAGAAGCUGAAAGAGAGAGAGAAUUGAAGGAUGCUCAGAAAAGACUAGAUUGUGCCAAAACAAAGGGAGAUGCAUCUAGCAAGAAAAUGAAAGAAAAACAGCAGGAAGUUGAAGCUAUUACUCUGGAACUGGAAGAACUCAAGAGAGAGUAUGCAUCCUAUAAACAACAACUUGACGCUGUAAAUGAAGCUAUCACAUCCUAUGAAGGUCAGAUUAAAGUAAUGGAAGAUGAGGUGGCUAAAAAUAAGGAGUCAGUAAAUAAAGCUCAAGAAGAGGUGACCAAGCAAAAAGAAGUGAUAACAGCCCAAGACAGUGUAAUUAAAGCUAAAUGUGCAGAAGUGGCAAAACACAAGGAACAAAACAAUGGAUCUCAGCUUAAAAUGAAGGAAUUAGACCACAACAUUACCAAACAUAAACGGGAAGCUGAGGAUGGUGCUGCGAAGGUAUCCAAAAUGUUGCAAGAUCAUGACUGGAUUAAUGCAGAGAAACACCUCUUUGGCCAACCCAAUAGUGCCUAUGAUUUCAAAACUAAUAACCCAAAAGAAGCUGGUCAGAGACUUCAGAAGCUUCAAGAAAUGAAGGAGAAACUAGGAAGAAAUGUCAAUAUGAGAGCUAUGAAUGUACUGACAGAAGCUGAAGAGCGAUAUAAUGACUUGAUGAAGAAAAAGAGAAUUGUAGAAAAUGACAAAUCCAAAAUUCUUACAACUAUAGAAGACCUUGACCAGAAGAAAAAUCAAGCCCUAAAUAUUGCCUGGCAAAAGGUGAACAAAGACUUUGGGUCAAUUUUUUCAACUCUUUUGCCUGGUGCUAAUGCUAUGCUUGCACCACCAGAAGGGCAAACUGUUUUGGAUGGCCUGGAAUUCAAGGUUGCCUUAGGAAAUACCUGGAAAGAAAACUUAACUGAACUUAGUGGCGGUCAGAGGUGA